Molecule: messenger RNA, 2188 nt
Organism: Drosophila navojoa
Lineage: Eukaryota; Metazoa; Arthropoda; Insecta; Diptera; Drosophilidae
Product: nucleolar protein 11
Biological process (GO): maturation of SSU-rRNA
Cellular component (GO): nucleus; nucleolus
Molecular function (GO): RNA binding
Source: RefSeq, a predicted model, not a curated record
AACAACUCGAUAGAUUCCAAGUUGGUUUAGCCGCACGUGUUGCAUUGUUUUGAUUCGGAUUUUAUUAAUUUAACUGCCUAAAAAUGUCUAAGUUUUUAUCAUAUUACAAUUUAUUCCCUAUACCGGAUCCCAAAGAGUUUCUGGGCAUGGCGGCCGACAAGGAAUCGGGAAAUGUAAUCACUACGCUGGCACGCAAUGUUGUUGUUAUUUUGAAUAUUAGUACCCAUAAGCAGUUGCACAGCUGGUCCAUGCCAGAAAAGUUAUCCACAAAGGUAGUCUACGAUCCAAAUAGUGAGAAAUACGUUGGGGUCUUUGGAAACCAUUCGAUACGCCUGUGGGAUGUGGACACUCCCGAUAUAUCCAAGUGCAAAAAAUUAAAGUUCCAGAAGAGCAUUGCGCAUGUGGUGUAUACAGAUGAUGAAGUACUCGUUUUAUAUAGCGAUGGCUCCUGCCAGCCGCUUUCAAAAGCCUUGGAGUCUCGGAAAAAUCAGAAAGAGGAUACGGCCGAGCAGUUAGCUCUUGCCGCCAGCAAAACACUCAGCAAGCCAACAGUUCAUACUCUUGAAAAUGGGCUGAAAUUGCUAACGUUUUUCGAGGAAACGCAUGCUACGGGUGAAUUUAAUCUGAUACGACAAGACUUAUCCGGUCCCCAAAAACGUGUCUAUCCCAUAAAGAGGGAGACCGUACGCCUUAGCGGUUACGCUGUCGUUGAAGGCGACAGUGGCCCACAAUUGCUGACUAUUUGGUCCGAUAAGCGCAUCUUCAUACUUAAUCUUGGAGAACGCUCCCACGAAUCUUCACCGGGUCAAUUUGUGUCAACGCUUGCCGAACUCAAUGUGGAGAGCAAACUGUCAGUUUGUGGUCUAUCGCGGAACUUUGCGGCCAUCUACGGCGCUAACUAUGGCCAAGAAGGCGCCUCACUGCUUGUCUACAACACGCAGUUUAAGAUCGUCAAUGCCAAGCAAUACUUUAAAGUUUAUUUGGAUUUCUCCCGUUUGUGGGCACGCGACGAACACAUCCUGCUGGCCAUGGGCAGGAAUAUUGCCGCAGUGGAGUAUCGCAUGAAUUCCGAGCUGCUGGUGGAUAUGCUGGGCUCGCAGUUGAAUGAAACACACUUGACGCCCAUUGAGCUGGAUCAUAUUAAUGAGGAGGAAUCCCUAGAGGCGGCGAUCAAAUUUGCAGGCAGCAGUCGCUAUCAGGCAGCAAAUAAUAAAGUUCAGAACCCUAAGCUGUCGAAGCAACUCUUAGCAGAACUCCCACCUUCCAAUGGCAAAACUGUGGCUUUUGAAUCACCAGAAAUAUCGAAGAACGAACUAAACGACAUCAUCAAACAGCAUGUUGAUGGGGAGGUGAUGCAAGUGGCCAACGGACUGGAGGAUGUCAAUAUUACGCUGAUGACCAACUAUUUUGAUGAGGGGCCACAGAAUUUGGCCGUGCAAGCAAUAGUGAGGCAAUUGGAACGCAGUGGCGCUGGCGAGGAGGAGAUCACAGAGAAACUCCUAACGCUUUUCAUUAAAACGCGAAACACGGAGCACAUUCUGAUGUGUGUGCGCCGCUACACAAACAUCUCGGAGCAUAUGCUAGCCUGGUGCUUGCGCUAUGCGCUAGACAACAUUUCAGCGCCUCUCACCAAUGGUGAUGCCAUGGAAACUGAUGACGAUGCCAGCAAGCCGAUUAAUGAUGAGCUACUUAAUGCAGUGCUCGCCUGCAGCUUCAAUUCCACGGCAAUCGAGCAGCAUCUCAAGCAACGUCUGGAAAUGUCGCAUGUUCAGCGUCUGCUGCGUCACUUAUAUGUGCUAGCUACCGAUCCCGAUGUGCUGCUCGAAGAGCGCCCCAGCCUAGAUAAUAUUUCGCUGGGCAAUACGCCCACAGAGCUGCAAGCGUUCCAAUGGCUGAGCGCCUUGCUCACUUCACACCUACCUUUGUUGACCAUCUCCAAAGAUGAAGAGCUGAUGGCAAUGCUAACCCAGUGGGCGGAACUAUUCCAGAUCUAUGCAAACACUUUGGAGCCACUAGCCAUGGCUCUGCCACUGCUCAACAAUAUUAUUGAGCGACACCGACCGAAAGAUCCGUACCCCUAUCUGUGGUAUGGCAUUGAGAAAGUUAAGCUUUACUAAAUUAUGCUAAAGUUGUUCUUAAUACAAAUUAUUGUUAAUCGUUAAGCAAAUAAAUGUAGAAUUAAAGCCAA